AUCCCUAUUUGUGAGAUUACACUGGGUUUGUUUGUUGUUUAUAUGACAUUCAUUCUAUAUUCUCAUAAUAAUACUUUCUUUGUUCCUAUCUUUUUUUCUUUACUCAUGUAUGCAGCUUCUGCUUUUGGGGAACAGAAGAGAUUAGAGCCAAUGCCAGCUGAGAGAAAAGCUAAAUGGAGAAGAGAAAUUGAUUGGCCGUUAUCUGUAACAGAUCACAUUGUUGAAUUUGUUCCUUCUAAACAAAAAUCAAAAGACGGAACAAGUAUGGAGGUUAUGGUGACAAAGCAAAGAACCGAUCUUCAAAUGAAUAUUCCAGCACUACGCAAGCUAGACGCUAUGCUUCUUGAUUGCUUAGAUAACUUUAAAGAUCAAAAUGAGUUUUCCUAUUCAUCGAAGGAUGACGAAUCACAAGAAGGGAGGAAAGAUGAUAAAUGGUGGAUACCAACUCCUAAGGUUCCUCCUAAUGGCUUGUCCGAUGUUACAAGGAAAUGGCUGCAAUUUCAGAAGGAUUCAGUAAACCAAGUUCUUAAAGCAGCCAUGGCUAUAAAUGCUCAAGUCCUGUCGGAAAUGGAGAUCCCCGAAAGUUAUAUAGACUCCCUACCCAAGAAUGGGAGAGCAAGUCUUGGAGAUGCAAUCUAUAAGAGCAUCACUGAUGAAUACUUUGAUCCUGACUACUUCCUCACAACUAUGGACUUGUCUUCAGAACAUAAGAUUUUAGACCUCAAGAACAAACUUGAGGCUUCUGUAAUUAUUUGGCGACGAAAGAUGACUGCUAAAGAUGGGAAGUCAGCAUGGGGUUCAGCUGUUAGUUUAGAGAAGAGAGAAAUCUUUGAAGAAAGAGCAGAGACUAUCUUGCUUAUUCUUAAGCAGCGCUUCCCUGGAAUUCCUCAGUCAUCUCUAGACAUUAGCAAAAUCCAAUACAAUGGGGAUGUGGGGCAAGCUAUUUUAGAAAGCUAUUCAAGAAUAUUAGAGAGCAGGGCACACACAGUCAUGUCAAGGAUUGAAGAUGUUCUCCAAGCAGAUGCAACGGCCCAAAAUCCUUCGAGUGCUGAAGUAAAAAGGUUUCCUCUAAGAGAUUCAUUACGUGUAUGUCCAUCAGGCAGAUUCCCAAAUGCUAAGGAAGAAGUAGAAAAGCUUAACUCUGUGGAGAAUCCAACUUCAAUGACACUGUUGGAUUUCAUGGGUUGGACAGUGGAACAAGGAGAAAAUGACGCAAAGAAAGAUUUGAAGGAGGACAUAGACAUUGAUGCGAAGAAACCACCUAACAUAGUCACAAACAAGAAAAGUUCUUACUUAGAGAACUUAGUUGGUUCUAGAAGUCCCACAGCACGCCACUAAGUGAUGUCGCUGCGAAAUACGGAUCAACUCAUCGGAGGCUAGACAGAGGAAGUCAUCAAAGUGACAAUCAGCCUCAAAUGUACAUAACGAGAUGAAUCACACAACCCAUCUAGGAUUUCACUAAGUCCAUUCCUGUUGUAAAUAGGGAAUAGUUAGUAGGCCUGUUGGUGUGACACUUAUUAAAAUGAUUCACUCUGCAGAAGAUGUCACCUUGUUGACAAAUAACCACGGAAGUAACGGACUUUUUUCCAAAAUAGUCCGUUCUUACCUUGGAUAGCCUCUGCUAAAAAGAGUUUUGUAAUCUGGAAUUUGGAGAUUAUACGGCAUAUAGUAUCAUUAUUUGGUUUAA
Molecule: messenger RNA, 1687 nt
Organism: Nicotiana tabacum (common tobacco)
Lineage: Eukaryota; Viridiplantae; Streptophyta; Magnoliopsida; Solanales; Solanaceae
Source: RefSeq, a predicted model, not a curated record